Molecule: messenger RNA, 1262 nt
Organism: Daldinia decipiens
Lineage: Eukaryota; Fungi; Ascomycota; Sordariomycetes; Xylariales; Hypoxylaceae
Product: like-Sm domain-containing protein
Exons: 4
Coding region: 379-771 (130 amino acids)
Biological process (GO): spliceosomal snRNP assembly; P-body assembly; mRNA splicing, via spliceosome
Cellular component (GO): U6 snRNP; P-body; spliceosomal tri-snRNP complex
Molecular function (GO): U6 snRNA binding
Source: RefSeq, a predicted model, not a curated record
GUGCUUGAAGUAAAUCGAUGAUUUGAAUGAUUCAAUGAGACCUUAACCUAGGUUAGGUAGAUGAAUCCAUUAGGUACCUAAUUGAUGUGUGACCCUCAGGCUGAGGGCCUCGGCUCAACUCGUGGCUGAUGAUUACCUAAGUAUCUAAGUACCUAGGUACCUAGGUAACCUACCUAAGCAUAAGGCUGACCUAGAGUGUGGCAAGUGUGGCUAACAAGCUUCCCGGUUCCGACCCCACUAAAUUCAAGCUUUCCAGCUCCCAGCACUUUGUCACCAUAUCACAUCGCUGAAUCACAUCACCGAGCAAGAAUUCCUAGUCGCGCAACUCUAUCAACAGGUAUUAUACUAUACCAAACCCAAGAGUGCAGCUCAUUCAAGAUGUUGCCCCUCGGUCUCUUGAAUGCGGCCCAAGGUCAUCCUAUGCUCGUAGAGCUUAAGAACGGAGAGACACUAAACGGACAUUUAAUACAAUGUGAUACAUGGAUGAACUUAACGCUAAAGGAGGUCAUCCAGACGAGUCCAGAAGGAGACAAAUUCGUUCGCCUGCCCGAGGUAUAUAUCAAAGGAAAUAAUAUCAAAUACCUCCGAGUACCAGACGAGAUCAUCGACCUUGUGAAAGAGCAGCACCAUGGUCAACAAGGUGGAUUUAGGGGUGGCCGUGGUGGUGGACACGGCCAACAGAGAGGAGAUCAUGGCGGUAGAGGCGGUGACAGAGGCGGCCGGGGCGGACGAGGCCAAGGAAGGGGUAGGGGCAGAGGCCGAGGAGCUUGAAAACAGACCGGUAAUAUGAUGCCAACGUGGAAGAUACAAUGCAGGUGGUCAAGCCACUGACAGGGCUCCCGAACAGUAGCAGCAUGAGGACGUACCUAUAACACGCCUCCAAGAAGCUAGCAAAGUUGGGCCACAGUGCUAGGAUACAGUUCAGAUGAAGAUACCCAAGCCCGCCGCGAUGGCGUUGGCGCAAACAGUACACGUGUAUUUGUUAAACGACUGUGAACUCCGAACAGACCUUUGAAACUCCGAGCAUAGGCCGCGGGGAGAGCCAUGGUGACAAUCCAAGUACGCUCCGGGACAUGCCCUAAACUCUGAGCUACUAGGUAUUUCAAGUUUUCCGACUCUUCAUACCAUGAAUGUCUUAGAUCUAUACAUGUAAAGAUGUACCUAUGUACAUAGGAACAUGUGGAUACAGACCGAACCUUAUGUACAUACAUAAGUACCUACCUAGGUUAGGUAAUUAGGUCUUAGACCUGCCAGCUGCAAAC